Molecule: messenger RNA, 1893 nt
Organism: Acanthoscelides obtectus
Lineage: Eukaryota; Metazoa; Arthropoda; Insecta; Coleoptera; Chrysomelidae
Source: the annotation of a GenBank genome assembly
AACCAAACCAAAGAACCAUCAACAUUGCCGGCACUCUGAUAUGAACCGUUUAGAAUAAACCGAACCAGCGCGCGGUCACAAUGGUCUUUGCGAAAAACGAAAACGAAACGUGCUUCAAGGGGGUUUAGAUCAGAACAUGCUGGUGGCUAGAUGCGCGGUGUUGCUGGUGCUAUGGGCGCUGGCGGGUACGGGAAGCGCGCAGAUCCUGCGGAACCCCAGGUUCAGGAGGUUCCCUAUGAAAGCCGCUUUGGGGUUGAAAGAGAGGCUGAAACAGCGGUUCGAGAAGUACAGGGAGAGGAAUACGCAGCAGAUAUGUUAUGAAACUGUUGGAUGUUUCAACUUGCCCCAUAAGAACUCCCCGCUACAAAAGGUUCCAGAGGACCCCAGAGUGGUAGAAACUAAGUUCUACCUGUUCACAAGGAACAUAGACUUCCAUAAGCCUGAGGUGCUUUAUUAUGAUGACAAUGGUACAUCGCUUCAAGAGUCCAGCUUCAACUUCUCCAAUCCGUUGAAGGUCGUUGUCCAUGGGUACACGAGUAGGUGGAAUGAGAAAGGAUCCAUCAUCAUUGCCAAUUCAUACCUAAAGCUGUACGAUUGCAACGUGAUUCUGAUGGACUGGCACAGAGGAGCGAGAGGUCCACAGUACGCAGUGGCAGCUGCAAACACUGAGCUUGUGGGCAGGCAAUUGGGCAUUUUGCUGAACAAAAUGGUAGAGAAAGGACUCGACGUCAGAAAGAUCCAUCUUAUUGGAUUCUCUCUUGGGGCUCACGUAGCUGGUACCGCUUCGGAGUCGUUGAAGAACCGGGGAUUGUUGUUGGGCAGAAUAACAGGUCUAGAUCCAGCAAGUCCGUUAUUCAGAGGAAACUACUUGAGAGAACAGUAUAAGAAACUAGAUCGCAGCGAUGCCAAGUUUGUUGAUGUUAUACACACCGACGGAAGCCCGUCGGUAACAGACGGUUUUGGGCUAUGGGAUCCAAUAGGACACGUUGAUUUCUAUCCCAAUGGAGGGCAAGAACAACCCGGUUGCCAUGAUGUCAGAGAUUCCAUCAUAGUUACACAAUUCGAAAGGGGCCUAUCCAGAGAAAUAGUCUGCAGUCACAUCCGAGCUUUCCUCCUAUUCAAAGAAUCUCUCGUCAACAUGGUAGCGAAACAAAAAGAAAACAAAACCGCAUGUGAUUUCACCGCUUACAACUGCCCUGGAGGCAUCGAAUCCUUUGAAAACGGACACUGCUUCCCACAACUGGAAAGAAAUGAGUCUUCUUCCUUGGAUCCCUCGUAUAGGUUUGAUAUCGGACGAUUCGGGGAGGAUGUCAAAGGGGAAGGAGUUAUGUAUUUUUCUACCAAAGAUUCUAGUCAAUUCUGUGGUACCCAGCUGCAGGCAUCAGUUCAGCUAUCGCCCAAAACUGGCCCAGUGAAUGGCGUUUUACAGCUACAACUAUUUUAUUCAAAUCACAGCGUCAUUUUCCAAAUACAAUGCAAAUUCCUAGACAUAUCGAAUUCAUUUACACACUUGAAUGGUCUAGCAACAGCAGAGUACAACAGCAUGGAUAAGCAUGUUGAGACUAUCCAAGCAAGGCUGAACUACCUAGACUUCACUAACAUUGAGAUGCCAAGUAACCACAGUAUCUCCCUCUACACAUCAGUUCUGUUUAUUGACAAGGUUGUGGUCAGGGAUAUGUAUGGUAACAGCUGGCAGUAUUGUGAAAAAGGGACAGUUCUCGAAGAUAAAACGGGUCAGCGCUAUGGACUACUGAACAUCACUCUAAAAAAAGCAUCUUGUUAAUAUAGGUGUCAAUAUCUAGAAGAUACUAAAAUUGUGAUAUGUUUAGGAAAUAGUACUAUAUCUAUUUUUGUAAUAUUGCUUAGUUUUAGUAGAUAAAUAAUUAAAAGAUC